UAGGUCAGUAGAAAAGGAAAGACCCCUGUAAAUGCAUCGAAGGUAGCGACUCUCUCUCUGUGUCUCUGAACGCAGUCCCUCCCUGGAACCCUAGAAAUCCUCGAACGUUGAAUUUGAAAGCUCUGUUAUUUCUCUGUUUCGGAGAAGGAAAGGGAAGUUUGGGUUUGAAAAUUGAGAGUCGAAAAAUGUCGUCUUUGAGCAGAGAAUUGGUGUUUCUCAUACUCCAAUUCCUGGAGGAGGAGAAGUUCAAAGAGUCCGUACACAGGCUUGAGAAAGAAUCAGGGUUCUUUUUCAACACAAAGUACUUUGAAGAGAAAGUUCAGGCUGGAGAAUGGGAUGAUGUAGAGAAGUACUUAUCAGGAUUUACAAAAGUUGAUGACAACAGAUACUCAAUGAAGAUAUUUUUUGAAAUAAGGAAGCAAAAAUAUCUUGAAGCACUUGAUCGGCAAGACAAGCCGAAGGCUGUUGAAAUCUUAGUUAAUGAUUUGAAAGUGUUCUCCACAUUUAAUGAAGAACUUUACAAAGAAAUCACGCAGCUUCUCACUCUGGGAAAUUUCAGGGAAAAUGAACAGCUUUCCAAGUACGGUGACACCAAAACAGCUCGCAGCAUAAUGUUGAUAGAGCUUAAGAAACUUAUAGAAGCAAAUCCCCUCUUUCGCGAUAAGCUUGUUUUUCCCACUCUGAAGGCAUCAAGACUGAGGACUCUGAUCAAUCAAAGUUUGAACUGGCAGCACCAGUUAUGCAAGAAUCCAAGACCAAACCCCGACAUCAAGACUUUGUUCACAGAUCAUACUUGUGCACCUUCCAAUGGUCCUCAUACUACUACACCCGUCACUCUUCCUGUUGCUGCAGUUGCAAAACCUGCUGCUUAUCCCUCACUUGGAGCUCAUGGUCCCUUUCCGGUCACUGCAGCCACUGCUAAUGCUAAUGCUUUAGCAGGUUGGAUGGUCAAUGCCUCAGUCUCUUCAUCCGUGCAAGCAGCAGUUGUUACUGCAUCAUCCAUCCCUGUUCCACAGAACCAAGCAGUUGCAAUCUUGAAACGUCCAAGAACACCUCCAGCAACCCCAGGUAUGGUUGAUUAUCAGAGUGCUGAUCAUGAACAACUUAUGAAACGAUUGCGACCUGCUCAAUCUAUUGGGGAGGUUAUAUAUCCAACAUCUAGACAGCAAGCUUCUUGGUCACCGGACGACCUACCCAGAACAGUGGCUUUUACCUUGCAUCAAGGAUCCAGUGUCACAAGCCUGGACUUUCAUCCGUCUAACCAUACAUUGUUGCUAGUUGGUUCUAAUAAUGGUGACAUUACUCUUUGGGAACUUCUGUUGCGUGAGAGGUUGGUUUCAAAGCCAUUCAAGAUAUGGGAUAUGACAACAUGUUCAUUGCAAUUUCAGGCCACAAUUGUCAAAGACACCCCGAUUUCUGUCAGCCGUGUUACGUGGAGUCCAGAUGGGAGCUUUGUGGGGGUUGCAUUUACCAAACAUUUGAUUCACUUGUAUGCUUAUCAUGGAUCUAAUGAUCUGCGCCAACAUGUGGAGGUUGACGCCCAUAAUGGUGCUGUGAAUGACUUAGCUUUUGCUUAUCCAAAUAAACAACUGUGUGUUGUGACAUGUGGAGAUGAUAAGCUAAUAAAGGUAUGGGAUUUAACAGGACGAAAACUAUAUAACUUUGAAGGUCAUGAUGCACCCGUCUAUUCAGUCUGUCCUCAUCACAAGGAGAACAUUCAGUUCAUAUUUUCAACUGCUAUUGAUGGAAAAAUAAAGGCCUGGCUGUAUGACAAUUUGGGUUCUAGAGUUGACUAUGAUGCUCCUGGCCAGUGGUGUACCACAAUGCUAUACAGUGCAGAUGGAAGUCGAUUGUUCUCUUGCGGAACAAGUAAAGAGGGAGAAUCAUUUCUAGUUGAAUGGAAUGAAAGUGAAGGAGCAAUAAAGAGAACAUAUUCUGGACUCAGAAAGAAAUCAGCAGGGGUUGUGCAGUUCGACACAACACAGAAUCAUUUUUUGGCUGUGGGUGAAGAUAGCCAAAUAAAGUUUUGGGAUAUGGACAAUAUCAACGUUCUGACUAGCACAGAUGCAGAGGGUGGACUUCCAAGCCAACCUCGCUUGAGAUUCAACAGGGAAGGAAAUCUUCUUGCAGUCACAACAGCAGACAACGGAUUCAAAAUACUUGCAAAUGCUGUUGGAGUUAAAACGCUGAAACUUAUGGAGUCCACCACAUCUUUUGAGGGACUAAGGCCUCCCAUUGAAUCUACUGUUAUCAAGGCAUCUGGCUCGCCGUCUGUUACAAAUGUUAGUGCGGUCAAUUGUAAAGUGGAAAGGAGCUCUCCUGUUAGGUCUACUCCAAUUCUUCUUGGAAUUGAUCACAUGAGUAGAAGUUUCGAAAAAAUGAGAAGUCUGGAGGAUGCAAUUGAUAAAUCCAAGAUCUGGCAGUUGACUGACAUUCAGGAUUCUGCACAGUGCCGGCUAGCUACAAUGCCCGACACAACAGAUACUUCCAGCAAGGUUAUUCGACUCCUGUACACAAAUUCUGGUACUGGCAUUUUGGCACUUGGGUCAAAUGGUGUGCAGAAGCUGUGGAAGUGGGUCCGUAAUGAACAAAAUCCAAGUGGAAAGGCCACUGCCAGUGUUGUUCCACAGCAUUGGCAACCGAACAGUGGUCUUCUUAUGACUAAUGAUGUCACAGGUGUUGACCUUGAAGAAGCAGUUCCAUGCAUAGCACUCUCAAAGAAUGACUCUUAUGUGAUGUCAGCUUGUGGUGGAAAGGUCUCAUUAUUUAACAUGAUGACAUUUAAGGUAAUGACAACAUUCAUGGCACCUCCUCCUGCAUCCACCUUCAUAGCUUUCCAUCCUCAGGAUAAUAACAUCAUAGCCAUUGGAAUGGAGGAUUCUACCAUCCAUAUUUACAAUGUUAGACUUGAUGAGGUGAGAUCAAAAAUGAAGGGUCAUCAGAAGCGGAUAACUGGUUUAGCUUUCUCAACCAAUCUUAAUAUACUCGUUUCGUCUGGUUCUGAUGCUCAACUGUGUGUGUGGAGCAUUGAUACAUGGGAGAAGAGGAAAUCAGUUGCAAUACAUAUACCUUCUGGAAAGGCACCUGCUGGUGACACUCGAGUGCAAUUCCAUUCUGACCAAAUUCGCUUGCUGGUGGUUCAUGACACGCAACUAGCCAUAUAUGAUGCCUCAAAGAUGGAUUGCAUCCGACAGUGGCUUCCACAAGAUGUACUUCCUGCACCCAUAUCUUAUGCAGCAUACUCCUGUAACAGUCAACUAGUAUAUGCUGCCUUUUCUGACAGUAACAUAGGGGUGUUCGACGCUGAUACCCUAAGACUUAGAUGCCGCAUUGCUCCAUCAGCAUACCUAUCCCAAGCAGUCUUGAAUGGAAGCCAAGCUGUGUACCCGCUUGUUGUUGCAGUACAUCCACAAGAACCCAACCAGUUUGCUGUCGGCUUGGGCGAUGGCUCUGUUAAAGUUAUUGAGCCCACCGAAUCAGAGGGGAGGUGGGGAUCGUCCCCACCUAUUGAGAACGGAACACUUAAUGGAAGAGCAGGAUCGUCGUCGACCACCAGCAACCACACGCACGAUCAAAUACAAAGACGAGAAUAGUUUUAAGUUCUUAGGACAUGUCCUGAGCUGUAAUUUCUCAGUAUAGAAUGUUAGGUUUUCAGUUGCUCAAUUGUCCCUUAUCAAAAGGAUAAGUUUGGAUGUAGGUUGAUAUGUGGAUAGAGACUAGGGACACAUUUAGUAGUUGUAACACAUAAUUCAGAGGCCAAGGAAAAUGGUCAUCUCACAAACGAA
This is a messenger RNA of Prunus avium (sweet cherry), 3785 nucleotides long. Its product is annotated as topless-related protein 3. Gene Ontology annotation, biological process: regulation of DNA-templated transcription. Gene Ontology annotation, molecular function: protein binding. The record is from RefSeq and is a predicted model, not a curated record. NCBI's taxonomy places the organism in Eukaryota, Viridiplantae, Streptophyta, Magnoliopsida, Rosales, Rosaceae.